AUGGAAAACUCCGUAGACCGAGGCUUAAAAUUCCUCUCCGCGGAGGCCUCGAAGAAAAACAAAAUCGCACCUUGGGCUGUAGGAGUCUUCACUUUUGUUGGAAUUAUUACUGUGAUGGUAAUUUGCGCCCACAAUUUUUUGGUCAUCUACCUUUGGUAUAGCAGCGUAAGGUUUUUCUUUUUUCUUGACUUUCGUUUCGAAAAAGUCAUCAUUUCUUGAAAUGGGUUUUAAUUUUCAGAAACGUAAAAGUAAGCCUGGGAAGGCGAUCGAUCCUGAAGCUGCGAAAAAUGCAGGCGGCAAGCCCUUGGCCGCGUCAGCAGCCCCAGCAGCCCCAGCCAAGGCAGCGCCCCAGAAAGCGGACCCGAAAACGGGCAAGACAGCGGACCCGAAAACGAACAAGGAAACGGACCCGAAAACGAACAAGGAAACGGACCCGAAAACGAUCAAGGAAACGGACGCCAAAACAGUAAAGAAGACGGAUACCAAAACGGUCCAGAAAGCAAGUUUCCGACACAUGUUGAUUAGAACAUAGACGUUACAGAAGCGAGUUUUCUAGCACAUAACAACGCAAAGACUUUAGAUUUUAUGUUUUUUUUCAGCCUCCUGGUAGCGGUGUCGCUAAAACGUAUAUUCACAUAUUUGUCCCGGUUGGCGAACGUUGGGAAAUGCGCCAGCAUCGUCUGGGUGACCCAUUCCCUGCUGCAUGGCGUCACUUUAACCCCAACAAACCGAACAGUCUGCUCGUAGGUUUUACAAUUUUGUCUUUUUAUUUUUGUUCCAAUAAAUCGCUCUUUUCAGUAUCCUCGAAACAAGAAAGGAAAAGGGCCCGAUCCGGCGCCGCCGUCUGUAAAGCUUAGCGAGUUUGGAAAUGUUGACGCUAAGAGCGCGUUGAAAGAAAAACAAAAGCACCUCACCCUCGAAGAGGAGAAACAGAUUGUCAAGAAAGAAAAGCCUCCGGCCGACUAUGCUGAAUUUUUGAACAGAGCCGAAGAACAGUACGGUAGGCGAUUAUUUUGGUUUGAUUGACUUUGACUCGCGUCCCGACUUUUCGGAGCGACGACAGUUCGGGUCAGCACAAAGUCGACCAAUACGGGGCGUAGGCAAGUGGAUACAUAAAAAAGGUUGUCAAAGCCGUUGAAUGGUCGGCGGACGCUCGGCGAAGGCUCGGCGGAGACUUGGCGAAGACUUGCAAUAUGUCCGCUUUUUUUAAUUUUAGCUAUUUCUACGUUAGUUUUAUUUACCUUGAGUUAUCGUAACACAAACGUCAAAAAAAAACAAAGAUCCGUUACUUUUAUCUGGAGAUCGUUGAUGUGAGUACAUGUAAAAUAUCUCGAUCAAUCUUAUUAUUUCUGCUUACUAAGCCUUCUCCUAGCCUCCCCCAUGCAUACAACGACGACCUACGCAAUCCAUAGUGUCGUUGACCCGAACUGUCGCUAACCCGAAAAGACGUAGCGCUGGUUUAUUAUUAGUUUGACUACUAACUUAACCUAUCAAAAUUUUUGCUCGAUCUCGUCCGGCCGGUCAGAUCGGUCGCAAUACCAGGCAUAUUGAUCAGAAAACAGGUCAGGUUCAGAGGAUCGGGCAGAUUUUUAUUAAACUUUAUUAAUCGGAUUGUUCAAUUUGCUCGGUCAUAUUUUGAUUCUUUUUAUUGCUUUUCAAAAAUGUUGUCUCAAUUUCAUUUUCAGCGAACCUCAAAAGCGAUGCGAAAGAAGAUAUGCGUCCAUCGGUUCUCCUGCUCCACUACGUUGAAAACCAGGAAACGAAACAGAAAGCCAAGAAGAAGGGUGAGGUUGUGAAGGAAAAAACCGAAUCGGCGGCCGAGGAAUCGGCUCUAAACAAAAAGAAAACGGAACUGGUCAAGCCCAAGACGAAGACCAAAGUUGUGGAAGAUAAGACCGAAUCGGUGGUUGACCAAUCCGUUCUAAACAAGGAAAAGAAACACACCAAAACCAAGACUAAAGUUGUUGAGGAAAAAUCUGCUGAGGAGCAGUCCAUGACAGAGCCGGAACCGGAACCCGUUAAACCCCAGAAGAAGAAGACGAAAGUUCCGGCCGAAUCACAGGAGUCGGCGGCUGAGAAGUCCUUUGAAAGCAAGGAAACGGAACGGUUGAAGACCAAAGUCAAGAAACCGGGCAAGGCUUCGAAAGGAAAGAUCAAGCCUGACAAGAAGCAGUCUAAAGCUGGCAAAAAAACCAAGGGGAAGAAGAGCACGGCGGAAAACACCCAGUCUUCUGCAUCCGAUGACAAUUAG
Messenger RNA from Bursaphelenchus xylophilus (pine wood nematode), 2251 nucleotides. NCBI's taxonomy places the organism in Eukaryota, Metazoa, Nematoda, Chromadorea, Rhabditida, Aphelenchoididae. The record is from the annotation of a GenBank genome assembly.